GUCGAGGCUGCAGGGAUGCCACUUGGCGACGGCAGUAUUUAAUCGUCGGCCUCCCCGCCAUCUCGGCCCUUACGCCUCACGACAAGCGAGUUCGACAACUAAAGUGUGCUUUGUCUUCACCACCAGUGUGGAUAAACACGCUUAAGCUCUUCGAAUCCUCACUGACUUUUCUCCCCCGAAAGGUUUGCGAGUUCGAGAGUUUCCAGAGCUCCCAACUUCACAUGAACGUUGCGUCACACUAACCUGUCCACUCUUUACGAGAAACAACCCCCCCUUCGCUUCAGUCGCUCGCUUCAUCAUGUUCGGGAAGCGUUCUUUGGCUAGUUCAAAGGACAAGGACCGUUCAGGCAAGAUCACCAAGCAGCCGAAGAGAUCGUUUCGCGAUGCCUCCAAGCAAAAGGCCAUGGCCGAGAAGCUGGAUGCACGCAAGGACAGCCCUAUGAUGAACGGAGGAUCACCGCAGUUGACCUCUGCCAUUGUGACGGUCAUCGUUGGUUCCGACCAGCGACUGUUCGCGGCCCACGAAGAUGUACUGUGUCAUUCUCCGUACUUUGCUGAACUGCUGCGGAGCCAGUUCUUCGAGUCAACUAACCGCCGCAUCGAUCUGCCUACGGAAGAGCCUGAAAUAUUCAGUUGCAUCCUCGAGUAUCUGUACAAGGGAGACUACUACCCCCGCCUUGUCCACGACAAGCGGCGCCAGACCUGGAUGCUCGAAGGUGCAAUUGCCUCACCCGACCCCAACAAAACCGGCGACCGCGCUGCCGCAGUCGAGCCAACAUUUUUCCACACCGGCGUGGGAGACGUUCUUCUCCGUGACACUGCCGUGUACUGCGCUGCCGAUCGCUACGGCCUCGAGGAGCUCAAGAAGCUCUCCCUACGCAAGCAGGGCCUGCAGAGCGGGAUCGAGGUCGGAAUAAUCCUGCGUAGUGCGCGCUAUGCCUACGAGAACACGCCGGACAGCGACUCACGGCUGCGCGCUCAUUACCUCGCUCUGAUUAUCCGCAGUCGGAAAACCUUCAAGCGUAGUGGAACCAUGCAGAUGGAGAUGGAGAUGGGAGGAAAGUUGUUCUUUGACUUGUUUGUGGCUAUGUGCAAUCACGUCGAUGAUCUUGUGGAUGCGAGCGCCUCCGCUCGCGGCACUCCCAGGACCAUCUGAAGACUCGGUUGCACACUAGUCCUAUCACUCGUCAUUGUAUACAAAACGCCCCGACAAAAUACCACACAACCACCCUUGCACACACAUAACCCGGAGUAUCACACCCAAGUUGAGCCUAAGCCUUGAUCUCCGCGUCAACCCCAAAUUGCCGACAAGCGACCCAAAAACCGUGAAAACUACCAAAAAAACAUGGAAUCGGAGUAAUAAGAGGGGUUGAUUCCCU
Molecule: messenger RNA, 1379 nt
Organism: Bipolaris sorokiniana ND90Pr
Lineage: Eukaryota; Fungi; Ascomycota; Dothideomycetes; Pleosporales; Pleosporaceae
Exons: 2
Coding region: 299-1156 (285 amino acids)
Molecular function (GO): protein binding
Source: RefSeq, a predicted model, not a curated record